Molecule: messenger RNA, 5175 nt
Organism: Symbiodinium sp. CCMP2592
Lineage: Eukaryota; Dinophyceae; Suessiales; Symbiodiniaceae
Source: the annotation of a GenBank genome assembly
AUGGCCAUACGCCUGAUCACACGGCCUCGAAGAGGCGGCUUGCCAGCCCGCCUGACGGAAGGCUGGAAGACUUGGAAGCCGCAGUGCAGUCCCAUCCGCACUCCAUUGAGGAUGCUGGGCUCCGAGCCUGAGCCUGGGCCGGCGAAGCGUCGCCGUCAGGAGAAACUCCAGGUCGGCCUUGUGGGCCUCGGUUCCAUCGGCACGAUCGUCGCCGAGGCCCUGACUGGCCCGCGACAGUCGCUGCCCGGAGCGGCCUUGGCAGCUGUGCUCACUCAGAGGCUGCGUGAUGUUCGUCCACCAGAAGUGGGGUCUCAGGCGCUGCUGACGACAGACGUGGAGGCAUUCCUCGGCUCUGACUGGUCUCUGUGUGUGGAAGCGGCCGGCCAGCCUUGGGUGCGAGAGAACGGCAGACGAGUCCUGGCCGAGGGCCGGGACCUCUUGGUGACCUCUGUGGGCGUCUUCACAGAGGAUGCGCUGCUGGAGGACUUCACCUCCGUGGCUGCAAAGUCUGGAUCGCGGCUGUUGCUCCCCGCUGGCGCAAUGCCAGGCAUGGACUGGAUGUCCAGUGCAGCACUGGACGAGGUGGACGAGGUGACGAUCGAGCAGCGGAAGCGACCAGAGGGCUGGCGUGGCACGCCGGCUGAGAGCAGCGUGGACUUAGACAGUCUGCAGACAGCCGCCGUGGUCUUUGAAGGACCCGCGCGAGAAGCUGCAAGCCAGUUCCCAAAGAAUGCCAACAUUGCUGCGGCACUGGCGCUUGCAACAGUUGGUCUGGACAGGCUGAACGUCCGAUUGGUUGCCGAUCCUACAGUGUCUGGCCCAACAAAUCGUGUCAUGCUGCGGGGCGGCUGUGGCCAGAUAAACCUAGAGGUGAAAGGGACACCGCUUAGUCAAAGAACUUCGCGAGUCGUGCCCUUCUCUGUCCUGAAGGCGUUGAAGAAUCUGUCGUCUCCGGUUGAGGAUGACCGUAGUGUCACUUGUGCCUCCAUUGUGGGCAACUUUCUGAUCUACGCUCACUCCAACGGUCGUUUGCAGUACUAUUCACUGGUAGAUGGCCAGGAGGUCAAUGAGUACAAGCACUCGAACGGAAUUCGGAAGUGCUAUCCCAAUCACGAGGGAACUCGGGUUGCCUUGAUUGACAACUCCGGCAAUGCCUGGUUGUACAAUCCGGUCAACGAUGAUUGUAUUCCCAUCGCCGACUUCCCCAACACCGCUGAUCGCAUCCUGUGGGACAGUUCGGUUGCUGGCCUUCAGGCUCACAGGCCUUUCUACCAGAGCCAUGGCUGGCCGAAAGGGAACUACCGGACAUUGCUCACGAUGGAGUAUAAGUUACAGCGCGAGUGGGAACCCCGGUGGGGCUUCUUCAAGGCUCCAAAACGCCGGCUGCGCUCCGAGAUGCGAAAGGAGGCCGCAGAGGCCGCUCAGGCCGAGGCCCUGAAGAAAACGGCCUCAGCGCCGUCCCUGCAAAGUGCGGGGCAGGAGGUUCUAAACUCCGGGAGCAAGCCUGCUGCCAGCUGGCCACCUCCUCGACCGGAGGAGGACAUAGAGUUCAUCAACGACCGCCAUCGGCUGAUGCACCGCCACAGGCUGUUGCCUCAGCAGCGAUAUGCUGCGGCUGCCGCCUCCACCGCUUUUGUGACCCCAGCCGGCAAGGCGCCAAGCGCCCCAGCUCUGCGCGGUGCCAGGGCCCAGGCACAGUCCCAGGGCCUCUCGUCGACCACCGUGCUGGGAGCCGGUGCAGGCGUCGCCUUGGGAGCUCUAGCUGCAAAGAGUCAGCGCCCGACCACGCGCAGCACCGUGGUGGUGCGUGCUUUCGAAAACGAGCUUGGUGUGCAAGCUCCCGUCGGUUUCUGGGAUCCAGCAGGGUUCACCUCUGACGGUGAUGCACUCGAAUUCAAGCGCCGCCGUGUCGUUGAGCUCAAGCACGGUCGCGUGUCCAUGCUCGCCUGCACUGGCUACAUCGUGCAGGAGUUCUUUAGAUUCCCAGGAUUCCUUUCUCCGUCCACAGAUCUCAAGUUCUCCGACGUGCCCAAUGGUUUGGCAGCGGUGACGAAGGUCCCUGCAGUCGGAUGGUUCCAGUAUACCGUCUUCUGUGGCAUCUGCGACCUUUGGUUGUGCCACCAGGCAGCAAGCAACCCUCCGGGCAAGUUGACCACUCGCCUCUUUGGCGAUGAAGCAUUGAAUUACGAGUAUGGCUUCCUGGGCAUCCCCACUUACCUGGGCGGCCAGGCCAUCAGCGAUCCUGAGCUUCGUCAGAAGAAGCUCAAUGCCGAGCUUGCAAAUGGUCGCCUGGCCAUGAUGGCCAUCAUUGGCAUGUUUUUCCAGGACGGACUCACAGGCUCGGCCUGGGGCGAUUGGGCGAACUACGUCGACUCCCCUCUGCGAGCCUUCGAGAAUGAACUCGGUGUGCAGGCACCCCUGGGUUACUUCGACCCGCUCGGUCUCUCCAAGGACGGUGAUGUUGAAACUUUCCGGCGCCGCAGAGAGUCCGAGAUCAAGAAUGGUCGAGUCGCCAUGUUUGCCACGAUGGGAUAUAUAGUUCCAGAAUACUUCAAGUUCCCGGGCUACUUGGCGCCAUCUUCGAAUCUGAAAUUUGCGGAUGUGCCCAACGGACUCGGCGCAAUCACCAAGGUGCCUGCCGAGGGCUGGCUGCAGUGGGUCGCCCUCUGCGGCUGCUACGAGCUUUGCGUCAACCAGCCAGUGGACCCUGCAGACCCUGGCAACUACGGCAAGGGCAAGCUGGGUUAUGGUAACAUGGUCCUUGGCAUCACGGCUGAGCCUAUGGCAGACGACGAGGCACGCACGCGUGGAAGAAACUCCGAGCUUGCCAACGGUCGCCUGGCGAUGAUGGCCAUUGUCGGCCUUUGGGUCCAGAACGGGCUGUUCGGCACUCCAUAUGGACUGUACACCGGCUCCAGCGCGUUCGAGAACGAGCUCGGAGUGCAAGCUCCUGCCGGUUUCUGGGACCCGCUCGGGUUUACCAAGGGUGGCGAUGCCGCCUCCUUCCGCCGCCGGCGAUACGUGGAACUGAAACAUGGCAGAGUAGCCAUGCUGGCCUGUUUGGGAUACAUUGUGCCAGAGUACUACCGAUGGCCCGGUGACCUCUCCCCUUCUUUGGGCCUGAAGUUCACCGAUGUCCCCACGGGCUUCGCAGCCUUCAGCAAGGUGCCGCUGUCCGGCUGGGCACAGAUGGUUGCGUUCGCUGGUUCCGUCGAACUCUUUCAGUAUGUCGACGAUCCCCAGAGGGCCCCUGGUGACUUCGAGAAUGCCGGGUACCUGGGCAUCCCAAACGGCUUUGUGAAGUCCCCUGAGGGUACCAAGGAGAAGAAGCUUUCCGCAGAGAUCGCCAACGGCCGCUUGGCCAUGAUGGCCAUCAUCGGCAUGUUCUUCCAGAACGGGCUCACGGGCUCGGCCUGGGGCGAUUGGGCGAACUACGUUGACUCCCCUCUGCGAGCCUUCGAGAAUGAACUCGGUGUGCAGGCACCCCUGGGUUACUUCGACCCGCUCGGUCUCUCCAAGGACGGUGAUGUUGAAACUUUCCGGCGCCGCAGAGAGUCCGAGAUCAAGAAUGGUCGAGUCGCCAUGUUUGCCACGAUGGGAUAUAUAGUUCCAGAAUACUUCAAGUUCCCGGGCUACUUGGCGCCAUCUUCGAAUCUGAAAUUUGCGGAUGUGCCCAACGGACUCGGCGCAAUCACCAAGGUGCCUGCCGAGGGCUGGCUGCAGUGGGUCGCCCUCUGCGGCUGCUACGAGCUUUGCGUCAACCAGCCAGUGGACCCUGCAGACCCUGGCAACUACGGCAAGGGCAAGCUGGGUUAUGGUAACAUGGUCCUUGGCAUCACGGCUGAGCCUAUGGCAGACGACGAGGCACGCACGCGUGGAAGAAACUCCGAGCUUGCCAACGGUCGCCUGGCGAUGAUGGCCAUUGUCGGCCUUUGGGUCCAGAACGGGCUGUUCGGCACUCCAUAUGGACUGUACACCGGCUCCAGCGCGUUCGAGAACGAGCUCGGAGUGCAAGCUCCUGCCGGUUUCUGGGACCCGCUCGGGUUUACCAAGGGUGGCGAUGCCGCCUCCUUCCGCCGCCGGCGAUACGUGGAACUGAAACAUGGCAGAGUAGCCAUGCUGGCCUGUUUGGGAUACAUUGUGCCAGAGUACUACCGAUGGCCCGGUGACCUCUCCCCUUCUUUGGGCCUGAAGUUCACCGAUGUCCCCACGGGCUUCGCAGCCUUCAGCAAGGUGCCGCUGUCCGGCUGGGCACAGAUGGUUGCGUUCGCUGGUUCCGUCGAACUCUUUCAGUAUGUCGACGAUCCCCAGAGGGCCCCUGGUGACUUCGAGAAUGCCGGGUACCUGGGCAUCCCAAACGGCUUUGUGAAGUCCCCUGAGGGUACCAAGGAGAAGAAGCUUUCCGCAGAGAUCGCCAACGGCCGCUUGGCCAUGAUGGCCAUCAUUGGCAUGUUCUUCCAGAACGGUCUGACCGGCACGGCAUGGGGCGACUGGUCGGUUUACACUGACUCUCCACUUAGAGCUCUGAGCGCUGCGCAGGAGCUGAUCGUGGGAACGGGCGGCCCCUUUCAGGACAGCUUCUGGGACCCUGCCGGCAUCACCGCAAGGUCAACGGAAAAGGAAGUCCUGCAGCUGCGUGCCAUCGAGCUCAAGCAUGGGCGCGUUGCAAUGCUCGCUGUGCUGCACUGGUUCCAUGUGUCGGCGGGAUACCACCUCCUGGGUGACUAUGCGAUUGGAGAGAAGAUGUCGAACAAUCCGCUUGUCAACAUGACGCAGCUUCCAAUGGGCGGUAUGUGGCAGGUCGUGUUCACCAUUAUGUGCCUGGAGUGGGUGACAACCUACAUCUGCAAGCCGCCGGCAGACCGACCUUGGGAUGUCCUCGGCUGGAAGGGCAUCAUCGACGAGAGCUAUGAUUCCAAGAUCUGGAACAGAUGGCAGGACGUCCAGUGCCAGGAGUUGAAUAACGGACGCCUCGCCAUGAUUGCGAUUACUGGCUUGGUGGCACAGGAUGUGGUCACCGGUGAGUACUUCGAAGGAAUCGGACAGCUGUGCUUCGGAGCGCAGGUAUGCAAGGAUGCGACGCAAAUCAGCUACGAGGCAUGGGAAGUGCCUCCGAUUGCCUACGAAGAGGCUUUCAAGUACUCCUGGUCUAUUGGUCCAUCAUUCAGCGUGUGA